CUGCCCCGCACUCAGCCGUCUUGAUUCCCGCCUGGUCGCGGCAUCAGCACCAGUGAGGAUAGUGCACAGUGGAGGGAUGGUGAAGACAUGAGCACAUCCAACAGAUUUCGAUGGAGUCCUCUUUCAACGGCGUAGAGCUCCAGGAGCUGCGGGGGGGAGGAGGUGGUGGAGGGGGGCAGAGCGUGUCUCCAGCGCCGGCCGCAGUAAGGGGGGGCUUCAGGGGCUUCGAGAACGCCUCCUACCUGCAGGACGAUGAGAAUGAGGACCGCCAACAGAGGGCGACUGUCCUGGCAGGUCCGCCCUCAACUUCAGGCAACAGCAAGGUGGAGCAGCAGCAUCAGGGGCUCUCCCCGCGGUCGUACGAUGACGAGGAAGGAGCUGGAGGUCAGGAAGACGGCCAGGACUUCACCGAGUUCCACCCCCCCGACGACAACACCGCGGACUACGGCUUCAUCUUCGCCCUGGUGUUCCUGGUGAGCGGCAUCGUGCUGGUGGUUAUCGCCUACACCAUCCCCCGAGAGGCCAAGGUCGACCCGGACUCCGUGUCUGCCCGCCAGAUGGAGAAGCUGGAGAUGUACUACGCCCAGCUGGGCUCCCACCUGGACAAGUGCAUCAUCGCGGGCCUGGGCCUGCUGACUGGGGGGAUGUUCCUCUCCGUGCUGCUCAUGGUGUCCAUCUGCCGGGGCGAGAUGUACCGACGCAGGGCGGCGUUUAUUCGCCCCAAGAGGACUUACGGCUCCAUCAACCUGAGAAUGAAGCAGCUGGCCACUGGGGAGGCAGUAGGAGGCGGCGAGGGCGUGGACGUGGACGGAGGUGAGGAGUUUUUGGUGGAACACGCAGAGACGCGGAGUAACACCCAGCCAGGUCCGAGCCGGGACGCCAAAUCAGAACCAGGACCAAGCAAUCCUCCUCCUGCUGCUUCAUCCUCUUCUUCUUCACAUGGAGCCAAUUAGCUUCAUUUCCACUGUGCAACCUGCCUUCCUCUGAGUCAGUUGCAACACAGGGAUGCAAAAUGGUGCAGCUCCCCCCAUUUGUGCAGACAGGGGAAUCCCAUGUUAAGCACAAGGCUCUCUGCAGGAGCGACCCAGCUUUAACCCAGCGUUUUGGGAUGAACAAGGGUCUGGGAUAUUUAUUCUAACCAAUCAUAAAGGAUGUUUUAUCUAACAAAAGAGGGCUCGACCCGGUGAGAGAAAGAGGUAAGCCUAUAUGUUAGUGUGGAACAGAGCACAUUUGGAGGUGAAUGGCUGUAUAUGAAAAAAGCUCCAAUAUAAAUCCGAAUAUAUUAAUCAGAGUUUUACAGUAAAAGCACAUGUGUCGAUUGGUUGCAACUGCAGAAACAAAGAUUGUAUAAAGCUCAGUAUUGAUCCUCAUCCAUCAGGCAACCUAAAUACGAUCAACAUUUAAACCUAGCCUUGUUUUAAACCUCAAUAACAAUGAAUAAUAUCAGA
Trematomus bernacchii (emerald rockcod) is the source of this 1448-nucleotide messenger RNA. RefSeq names its product transmembrane protein 74B (gene tmem74b). The record is from RefSeq and is a predicted model, not a curated record. NCBI's taxonomy places the organism in Eukaryota, Metazoa, Chordata, Actinopteri, Perciformes, Nototheniidae.